Messenger RNA from Eutrema salsugineum, 1868 nucleotides. Its product is annotated as BAG family molecular chaperone regulator 8, chloroplastic. The record is from RefSeq and is a predicted model, not a curated record. The coding region runs from base 26 to 1621 and encodes 531 amino acids. Gene Ontology annotation, cellular component: plasmodesma. Gene Ontology annotation, biological process: protein folding. Gene Ontology annotation, molecular function: protein binding. Lineage: Eukaryota; Viridiplantae; Streptophyta; Magnoliopsida; Brassicales; Brassicaceae. The transcript is spliced from 2 exons.
UCUAGUAAACUUCGCCGUCGAUCCCAUGGCGUCCCACCACCACCACGGCUUCUUACGGCGGCAGAACCACCACGAUACCAUCCCCCUACUUCCCACGUCAUCACGCUGCUGCACCUACGCCGAUUCUACUCCCUGCUGCACCCAAUCCAACCACCAUUCGCCGCCGCCGCCGCCGGAUAAUCUUCUACAUCUCGUCGCUUCUUACCUCCCAAAUCAGCAACAAGAAAGGCAAUCUUAUGACCAGACCUGCUCCUGCGAAAUCCAGUGUGUGAGAUUUAACGGUAUUAGACGGGAGCACAAGCAGAAGAACGUUCCGCGAGAAUCCGACCACAUUGUUCUCUCUUGUCUUCUUCGCAAAAUCGAUGAUCUCGAGUCGUCGCUGAACAAGUUUUCAGCUUGUUAUGACCAACGUCGCGGUCGAUACUCCACACUGAGAGAUUCCGCGGCGCGUGUCAUUCAAACCCAUUUCCGCUCUUACCUGGUUCGGAGAUCCAUAUCCUUUAGGCAUCUCAAGGAGCUUGCAACGAUAAAAUCUAGCUUCGUCUCUCUCAAAUCUUCGGUUUCUGGGAAACCCCAUUUCCCUUUCAAGCUUGUUUCUCGGAAAGCUACAGACUUGCUUCUGCAACUGGAUUCGAUUCAGGGUAGGAGGAUUGAUCCAAUGAUACGAAAUAGUAAGAGAUCAUUGAGUAGAGAUUUGGUGAGGUUUUUGCAGUACAUAGAUGAUUGUGCUGUUCAAAGUUACGAUUUUGUUGGUAAAUCUGUAGUAAAUGCGAGCUUUAUGCGUAGCUACAACAAACUUAAGGGCUCUGAUGGCAAAAAGCCUCAGGGUUUUGGUGUAGCAGAAGACAGAACAAUCGAGAAGUUGAGGAACCGAAUGGGGAAAGUCUUUGUUUCUUCUGGUGAGGAUGAAGAUAGCAAUGCAGAGCUAGAAGAGUCGGACUCCAUGACUGAUGAUGGUGAAGAAGUCCCAAUGAAUGCUAUUGAUAAGAAGAAGAUUGGUAGCUCUAAGUUUAGAACUGGAGCCUUUGUGAAAGGCAAUGUAGUGAAGCCUCCGGUUAGGAAAAACAUGGUACUUGACAAGAACAGGAAUGUGUAUCAGGUAUAUGGAAAUACACAUGAUCUAACUUCGAGUGCUGAGGAUGAUUCAGUUGAUAGUGGCGAAGAAAGUCUCGUGAUGUCCAGGGAUAAUGAAAGGAAGCAUGGUUCGAAAACUAGGAACAUGGUUUUGGUGAAAGGAGGUGGAGGAAAAACCCGGGUGGUGAAAACUGUGAGCUUUGAUGAGAAUGGGAACGUAUAUAAGGUUUAUGGAGAUACGCCAGAGUCGAGCAUAAGCGAGGGAAAUGACUCGAUAAGCAUAUCAAGCGAUGGAAAUGGAGACAAGAAAGGGAAUGGGAAUGAGUUUGAGGAAAUCAAACAUGUGCCCAAGGAAAACGAGAGCUUUGAAGGAGAAGAAGAAACUCACUCUGAAAAUGAAGUCUCUUCUUCAGAGGGCGGGGAAGGGGACGCAAUAGUUACAAGAAAUGCCAAUCACCCGGGAAGUAAUGAACAGGGGAGGGAGAUCCAGAGUCAAAAAGGAAGCUUAAUGUUCUCUCCUCCAUUGCCACUAAAGAUGGAACCUUGACCAGUUUGGUUAUGACUAGUUUAAUUCUCGAAAAAAACUGCAUUUUGGUAUGUUCCGUGACCCCAAUAAGAUAACUUUUUUUUGUUGUGUAACAUAACCAGAUGGUUUAGGUUAGGUUCAACUUCCUCUGGGAAGAUCUGUUAGAGUGUUUUCUUGGCUUGCUAAAUCUGUUUCCGGCUUUUUGUAUUCUUUGCUCCAAUUCCGAAUACUCUUGUUUUUGUUACUCAAUAAGAAAUCUUGUUUCUUG